AUGGAAAAUGGAAGGGUGAAGAAUGCAACAGCUCCAACAUCUCCGGAUAAAGAACAACCACCUAUCAUACGAUCAGUAAUUUCUCUGAAGAAUAAAAAGCGCAUAAGAGAAAUCGAAAUGGUUGAAGACUGCUUCAUCUUAGAUUUUGAUCCUUAUGAAUCAUCAUCGAAGCCUACUUCCCCUUCUCAGUUUGUCGAUCAAGAUGAUGAUGCUCCUGAUUUUAAAGUAAUUGCUCAACGUGGCAAGUGUCACUGUUAUGUUUGUGAUGUAGCUGCUCCUUGUGCUGAAUGGUCCGACCACUGCGAUGCAGAUCAUGUGCCUUAUAGCGAUUGGUGGUAUCUUCGGAGAAAAAAGAGGGGGCAAGACUAUGAGUCCGACUCAGACUCGGACUAUUUCGAAUGA
Chenopodium quinoa (quinoa) is the source of this 402-nucleotide messenger RNA. RefSeq lists its product as uncharacterized. The coding region runs from base 1 to 402 and encodes 133 amino acids. Lineage: Eukaryota; Viridiplantae; Streptophyta; Magnoliopsida; Caryophyllales; Amaranthaceae. The record is from RefSeq and is a predicted model, not a curated record. The transcript has 2 exons.